This is a messenger RNA of Brachypodium distachyon (stiff brome), 1974 nucleotides long. Its product is annotated as noroxomaritidine synthase. The record is from RefSeq and is a predicted model, not a curated record. The transcript has a single exon. Lineage: Eukaryota; Viridiplantae; Streptophyta; Magnoliopsida; Poales; Poaceae. Gene Ontology annotation, molecular function: monooxygenase activity; heme binding; iron ion binding. The coding region runs from base 175 to 1767 and encodes 530 amino acids.
GGGACGUGCCUGCCCCCGCUUCCCGCAUAUAUAAACCCCAGCAUUUCCAUGAACACACCACGUACAAAUUCGCUAGCCAUCGAUGAUCGAUCCCUGUAUGUACUAAGUACGUAGCAGUCUGCAGAGUUGCACCACGUCCUGCUCUGUACACUCCAUUUCUAGUGUCCUGGGUAAAUGGAUUGGCUGAUCGUGUUGCAGCUUCUCACGUCGGCCGUCUGCGUCCUGGCGAUCUCGUGCCGCUACUACUGCUACUACAGCCGCGUUAUGAAAGCCAAGAAAAUCACGGCUAGCAGGCGGCGUUCGUUGGGGCUAACCCAGUGGCCGAUCGUGGGCAUCCUGCCGGCCAUCGUGGGCAACAUCCACCGGAUCCUGGACGGCGUCACGGCGCUUCUGGCAAGUUCCGACAUGAACUUCCAGUGCCGCUUCUGGUUCGCGGGCUUCCGCUACUUCAUCACCUGCGACCCGGCCAACGUGCGCCACAUCUUCACCUCCAACUUCGAGAACUACCCGAAAGGCGACGUCUUCGCGGAGAUGUUCGACAUCCUCGGCGGCGGCGUCUUCAGCUCCGACGGCGACCGAUGGCGCCGGCAGCGGGCCAAGGCCCAGAUGCUCAUGACCACGCCCCGCUACAGGGCCUUCGUGGCCCGCUCCAGCCUCGACAAGGUGGACAAGAGCGUCCUCCCGUUUCUGUCCCACGUGGCAUCCACGUCGGACGCCACGUGUGACCUCCAGGAUGUCUUCACAAGAUGGUCCUUCGACACGACCUGCAACCUCGUCUUCGGCGUCGACCCCGGGUGCCUGGCCAUCGGGUUGCCCGACGUGCCGUUCGCGCGCGCCAUGGACGACGUGCUCCGCACCGUGUUCCUGCGGCACGUCAUGCCGGUCACGUGCUGGAAGUCCAUGCGGUGGCUGAACGUCGGGCACGAGAAGAAGAACGCCGAGGCCCGGCGCACGGCCGACAGCUUCGUGGCCGCCACCAUCGCGAGCCGGAGAGCGGCUUACGAGACACGGGACGCCGACAAGUCAGCCGCUGACUUGCUCUCCUCCUUCAUCUGCGACGACGACAUCUCCAACGACCCGGAAGCCGACGUGUACAUCCGGGACAUGACCAUGAACCUGCUAGUGGCCGGCCGCGACGCCACGAGCUCGGCGCUCUCCUGGUUCAUGUACCUCAUCGCCACGAACCCACGCGUGGAGAAGAAGCUCCUGGAGGAACUCGCCCCCAUCGCGGCCCGCAAGCCGCCGCCGUGCCACAACAACAACGGCAGCGCCAUGGUGAGUUUCGAGGCGUCCGAGCUGAAGAACUUGCUCUACCUCCACGCGACGGUGUGCGAGUGUUUGCGUCUGUACCCUUCACUCCCCAUGGAGCACAAGGCCGUGGUGUCCCGCGACGUGCUCCCGAGCGGGCACGAGGUGCGUCCGGGGGACAAGAUUUUGGUGUUCAAUUACUCCAUGGGGAGGAUGAAGCGCGUGUGGGGGCCGGAUCGCAGGGAGUUCAGGCCGGAGCGGUGGAUCUCCGAGGACGGGAAGCUGAGGUACGUGCCGUCCAACAAGUUUGUGGCGUUCAACUCCGGCCCCAGGACGUGCCUCGGCAAGGAGAUGGUGCUCGUGCAGAUGAAGGUCACCGUGGCCGCCGUGGCCUGGAACUUCGCCAUCCAGGUUGUGCCGGGGCAUGUCGUGGAGCCUAAGCUGUCCAUCAUACUGCAUAUGAAGAACGGGCUCCGGGUCAGGGUUGCCCGGAGGAGAUCAUCGGCAAAGCUGCAGUAAUUUGGUUAAGUACUAAUGUAAUUGUCAUUUUUAUACGUGUGGUUCAUAUAUAUGUUGUGUCUGCAUGUGCAGACAAGUAUGAUUGAUUGAUUGAUGCAGAGUGGGUAUACGUACACUGUAAAGCAUGGUGAUCGACUAGUACAAAUGUUCCGUCCAUUAUUAGUUGUAUCAAAUAUCGUUGAUUCGAAUUAAUGAGCGAAAUCCGUA